AUGGCUACAUCAAAUGUGGCGUCGUCAGUUGCUGGUAGUUCGGUGGCCAUGACUGCCAGUGCUGGUCUCGGUGCGUCUUCUGGAGUGAGUACGGCGACGUCUGGUGCUGUCCUUUCCGGUAUUGAAGUGAGUGGAGUGAUCGUGAGCUCUAUGGCUUCUGCAGUGACCUCAGUUGGUUUGGGUGGAUACACUGGUGAUCCAAGAAACGUAAAUCUUGGAUCGGCUGGAAGUGGAUCAGCGCCGAAGGGUGGAGUGAAUGUUGCU
This is a messenger RNA of Phytophthora nicotianae INRA-310, 264 nucleotides long. RefSeq lists its product as hypothetical. NCBI's taxonomy places the organism in Eukaryota, Oomycota, Peronosporomycetes, Peronosporales, Peronosporaceae. The record is from RefSeq and is a predicted model, not a curated record. The annotation marks the transcript as partial. The transcript has a single exon.